Messenger RNA from Pocillopora verrucosa, 4290 nucleotides. RefSeq names its product ATP-dependent translocase ABCB1. Gene Ontology annotation, biological process: transmembrane transport. Gene Ontology annotation, cellular component: plasma membrane. The record is from RefSeq and is a predicted model, not a curated record. Gene Ontology annotation, molecular function: ATP hydrolysis activity; ATP binding; ABC-type transporter activity. Lineage: Eukaryota; Metazoa; Cnidaria; Anthozoa; Scleractinia; Pocilloporidae.
GCAUUGAAGUAAGAGCGUUGCUCUUUCAAAAUCCAUAAAAGAGAAAUUUAUUGUUGUCUGUUGGUGUUAACCGCUCAGUUGCGAUGGAUGUUGAGUUGGGAAACAAACCCGGCGACAGCCAUGAUGGUGGAGAGGAUCUAAAUGGUACGAAGCUGAAGAUAUCCGUCGUUGAGAGGAUUGGUACUCCGCCGCCGAAAGAAAAGGAAGCUAUGGGCGCUGCUGACGACACUGCUCUCGAAAACGACGACAAGAGCAGUGAUGAAAAGAAAGAAAAGGAAACCAAAAAAGAGGAGAGCCAACCAACAGUACCAGUAGGCCAACUGUUUCGUUUUAGCGAUAAGUUAGAUGUCCUGCUCAUGAUACUUGGAACUUUAUCUGCUAUGGGCCUUGGUGCCACCUUUCCACUCCAGUUUAUCAUCUUUGGGGAUCUUAUCAACACCUUCAUCGAUUAUACUAAAUAUCAAUCACCAAAUAAUACGCAGCCAUUUGAUCUCGAUAAAGAGAUGACGAAGUUUGCGUUGUACUAUGUUUACAUCUCUAUUGGAACUUUGAUUGUGGCUUAUGGUCACAUGGGACUGUGGUCACUUACUGCCACACGCCAAGUGAAUAAAAUGCGCUUGGCCUUCUUUAAAUCUGUUUUGAAACAAGACAUUGGUUGGUUUGAUACAACUGAUUCAGGAGAACUAAACACUCGUCUCAAUGAAGAUCUGAACAAAGUGGAUGAUGGUAUUGGUCAUAAGAUUGGCUUGUUCAUUCAAGCCAUGACGACCGUGAUUAUAGGGUUUGUGAUGGGAUUUGCGUAUGGUUGGAAACUUACCCUCGUUAUCAUCGCUGUGAGUCCGCUGCUUGUCAUUGCUGGCGCCUUGAUAGGAAAGGUAAUGACUGCCAUGACAACCAAAGGUCUUAAUUCUUACGCUAAAGCUGGUAGCGUAGCAGAAGAAGUGCUUUCAUCAAUCAGAACUGUGGUUGCAUUCGGAGGAGAAAAGAAAGAAAUUGAGAGGUAUUCAUCCCUCUUGAAAGAAGCUCGUGACUUUGGAAUCAAAAAAGGUUUAAUGACUGGACUAGGCAUUGGAUUUUUUCAACUUGUUAUUUACGGAAGUUAUGCCUUAGCCUUUUGGUAUGGCUCAACGUUAAUAAUUGAUGAGAAAAUGACGGGAGGACAAAUGCUUAUUGUGUUUUUUUCAGUCAUGUUUGGGGCCAUGCAGUUAGGUCAGGCUGGGCCACACAUGGAAGCCAUAGCUGCAGCUAGGGGAGCAGCAUACAAAGUGUUUUUUAUCAUUGACAGGAUUCCACCAAUUGACUCCAGUUCUACUGAUGGAUUGCAAAUUGAUCAAAGUUCCUUAAAGGGAAGGGUAGAGUUAAAAAGCAUUGAAUUCUGGUAUCCUUCAAGACCCGACGUAAAGAUUUUAAACAGUUUGACUCUGGCUGUCGAAAGCGGACAGACUGUGGCAUUGGUAGGUGAGAGUGGCUGUGGAAAGAGUACAGUAGUUAAGCUUUUACAGAGGUUCUAUGACGCAAGUAAUGGUGAGGUUUCUGUUGAUGGUCAUGACGUUCGUUCUCUAAACUUAAAAUGGUUGCGUGAGCAAAUUGGUGUUGUGAGUCAAGAGCCAGUUCUUUUUGCCACCACAAUAGCUGAGAACAUCAGGUAUGGUAAAGAUGGCGUGACACAGGAUGACAUUGAAAGGGCAACAAAGAUGGCGAAUGCCCACGACUUUAUCAAAGGUCUUCCUCAAGGCUAUGAUACUCUUGUUGGUGAACGAGGAACUCAACUCAGCGGAGGACAGAAGCAGCGUAUUGCCAUUGCACGAGCUCUGGUAAAAGAUCCAAGGAUUCUGUUGUUAGAUGAAGCAACAUCAGCACUGGACAGUGAAAGUGAAUCAAUCGUACAAGCUGCUUUGGAUAAAGCGCGUCAGGGUCGAACAACCAUUGUGAUUGCUCAUCGUUUGUCAACAGUUCAGAAUGCAGAUGUUAUAGCUGCUAUACAGGAUGGUGUGGUGGUUGAGAGGGGAAGUCAUGAUGAACUCAUACAGACUGAUGGAGUUUAUCGUCAGCUGGUCACAUCACAGACAUACAAAAAGGAGGAAAAAGGAGAUAAUUCUGGUAAUGACGAUGAAAGCGACAACGAGGAGAUAGAGAAUAACGAUGUGAAAGUAUCGACACCAACAGUGAAAUUUACUCGAAGCACUUCCCACAUGUCAACUGACAGUAGACAUGAAGAGAAGAGAACUUCGGCUUUAGACAUUGCAACAUCAAACAGGACUAAGGGUAAAGAUGAUGAGGAGAAGAUUUUAGAGGAAGAAGUUGAACCAGCUCCUGUUCGUCGCAUCAUGAAGUUGAACACGAAAGAAUGGCCUUACCUUCUAUCAGGGAGCGUCGCUGCCAUUAUAAACGGACUAUUUCCGUUUGCAUUUGCUCUGCUUUUGUCAGAAAUUCUUUUCGUUUUUUCUUUGCGGGACAAAGAGGAAAUGGAAAAGAAAGCGGAAUUCUGGUCCCUGAUGUUCUUUGCUGUUGGUGUGACGAGCUUUUUCUCAAACUUAAUCAGUAGCGCGAUGUUUUCCAAGUCUGGAGAACUUAUGACUUUACGAUUGAGAAAGAUGGCUUUUGAAGCGAUUCUUAAACAGGAAAUAUCGUACUUUGAUGAUCCGCUGCACAGUACUGGGGCAUUGACCACAGCAUUGGGGACACAUGCCUCGGCUGUUCAAGGGGCUGCUGGCAGUCGCCUCGCCAUUGUUGUGACAUCUCUAAGCACUGCUGUUGCCUGCACCGUGUACGCUUUUUAUAAUGGCUGGAAGUUGACCCUGGUAGUCCUUUCAUUUAUUCCUUUUCUCAUAAUUGCAAAUGCAAUUCAAAUGAAAGUAAUUUAUGCAAGUGGAAAAGGUUCUAAAGAUGGCGAAGAUGAAAAACUUCAGUCCGGCAAGAUUGCAGUUGAAACAAUACAGAAUAUUCGUACUGUGGCAUCUCUCGGUAGAGAAAGCACUUUUUACAGCGAUUAUGUCAAGGCUUUGAUGAUUCCAUACAAAAAGGCCUUGAGACGAGCUCACCUUCAGGGAAUAUCAUUCGGCUUGGGAGAAGCGUUCAAGUUCUGUGCCACCGGGGCAGCAUUUAAAUAUGGGGGAUAUCUUGUGUCAAACGGAGAAAUGGCCAUGGAUGAAGUAUUGAAAGUCAUAAUGUCCAUCGUGAUUGGCGGUGCAACCUUGGGCCAUAUCAGCGCUUUGUCUCCAGACUAUGAGAAGGCAAAGAUGGCUGCUGCUCGUCUCUUUAAAAUCUUUGACCGUAAAUCUCUUAUCGACAGUUCGUCUCAAGUUGGUUUAACUCCGAGUUCUGUGUCGGGAACAAUCCAGUUACGCAGCGUACGUUUCCGUUAUCCAACUCGACCAGACGUCAAAGUACUACGCGGAUUAACACUGUCAGUUCAGAAAGGACAGAAACUUGCCCUUGUUGGCUCGAGUGGCUGCGGAAAGAGUACAGUUGUUUCCCUCCUGGAGAGAUUUUACGAUGCUCAGGACGGAGAAGUGGCUAUCGACGGUAACGAUGUCCGCACUCUGAACAUUCAGUGGCUGCGCUCCCAUAUUGGUAUCGUGUCACAGGAGCCCAUUUUGUUUGGCUUCAGCAUCGCUGAUAAUAUUGCUUAUGGUGACAACUCCCGUCAAGUCAGCCAGGAUGAAAUAGAAGCAGCGGCUAAAUCAGCAAAUAUACACAGCUUCAUUAAUUCUCUCCCCAAUGGUUAUAACACUCUGGUAGGAGACAAGGGGACUCUCAUCUCAGGAGGGCAGAAACAGAGGAUAGCUAUUGCCAGGGCACUGGUUCGUAAUCCGCAAAUUCUGCUUCUUGACGAGGCUACCUCUGCAUUGGACACGGAGAGUGAAAAGGUUGUGCAACAAGCUCUGGAUGCUGCAAGUGAAGGUCGCACAGCUAUCAUCAUUGCACAUCGACUGUCCACAGUGCAGAACGCAGACAUUAUUGCAGUGAUUCAUCACGGGCGCGUGGUAGAGCGAGGCACUCAUCAAGAGCUGUUGAACCUUGAAGGAGUUUACCACAGUCUUGUUACGGCGCAAAUGCAGAACACAAAUAAUUAACUCAGCGUUUCUCUAAAAGCUAAAAAGAGGGCAGAUAUAGUUCCUGACAAUACCAAGAAAAAACGAAAUUAUAUCAAAUGAUUAUCCAUUGUAAAACUAAUUCGGGCCAACGAAUCUAUGUAUUUAAGUUUGCGAGUCAAACUUUGAGGUUCAUACCAGUAAAAAACUAUAAACUGGGAUCUUUUUUAUACUCUUAUGAAAAUAAUUAUACCGC